Messenger RNA from Saccoglossus kowalevskii, 358 nucleotides. RefSeq lists its product as uncharacterized. Lineage: Eukaryota; Metazoa; Hemichordata; Enteropneusta; Harrimaniidae. The record is from RefSeq and is a predicted model, not a curated record.
AUGCGUUCCGUGAUGAACGGAAUUGAUGACGGUCUUGUAAUGAAAGGACUUAGAUUAGUUAUACCGACAUCAUUACGAGCCAAAUACAUAGCUCUACUACAUGGAGGACAUCCGGGAGUUGAAGCAACUAAGCGCAGAGCCCGAGAUAUUGUCUUUUGGCCAUGCAUGUCUGACGACAUUGAUAAGGCAUUGUCUUCCUGUGCUGUGUGUAAUAGCUUGAGAACACACCAACAGAAAUCCUAUCCUGUACCAGAUCUACCAUGGUCAACAGUAGCAACAGAUAUAUUUCAAUGGAAUGGUCUACAUUACCUUGUGCUUGUGGACUCAUACUCGGGAUGGUUUGAAAUGGACACGCUAC